CGUCUCUCCGCUUGGCUCGAGCGCGCGUGCGCGUUGUCGGCGUCCUGGUCUGGAACAUGGCGGCGCGGUCGCUGUGGGCGGUGCAGCGGCUGCAGCGCCUCCUGGCCUCGGGGCUUGUGUCAGAGAGCGGGGGAUGGCUACACCCAUUCAGCACUGCCACCCAAAGAACUGCUGGGGAAGACUGCAGUUCUGAGGACCCUCCUGAUGUACUCGGUCCCUCCCUUGCUGAGCAAGCCUUAAGGCUAAAAGCUGUUAAACUGGAAAAAGAAGUCCAGGAUUUAACACUGAGAUACCAGAGAGCUGUCGCUGAUUGUGAAAACAUAAGGAGACGAACUCAGAGAUGUGUGGAAGACGCCAAGAUAUUUGGAAUCCAGAGCUUCUGUAAGGACUUGGUGGAGGUGGCCGACAUUUUGGAGAAGACUGCCAAGUGUUUUUCAGAAGGAACCAAACCUGAGGACCACAAGCUUACUCUGGAAAAAGUCUUUCAAGGACUGUCCCUUUUAGAAGCAAAGCUGAAGAGCGUGUUUGCCAAGCAUGGCCUAGAGAAAAUGACACCGAUUGGUGACAAAUAUGACCCUCAUGAGCAUGAACUCAUCUGUCACAUGCCAGCAGGUACUGGGGUACAGCCUGGCACUGUGGCAUUAGUACGGCAAGAUGGUUACAAACUUCAUGGCCGCACCAUUAGACUUGCCCAAGUAGAAGUCGCAGUGGAGUCUCAGAGAAGGCUAUGAACAAGCCCCCAGGAACUGAAACUCUCGCAGGUUCUGGCACCUGUGUCUCCUUUAUUUAUUAAGCUGGUUUGUAUUAUACAUGAGGUCCUUCGUGUGCUCCACUUUGGAUUUAGUCAUAUUGGCUUUAUCUCUACAGUAUCUUAUUGGUUUAUGUGGCCUGUUUGGUCUCAUCAGAAAUCCUGCCACUGGACAUUUGAACAAUGUGACGAGUGUCCUAUGGCCUUUUUCAAAAUGUUUACAAAAAUCAUUUAAGUUGGUACUCUGAUGACUGAAUCCAAAAUCCCUUUUGUUUUCAACUAAUUUCUGGAAUUAGUGCAGCAUCGUGUGUCUUAUAUUUUAUGGGAAAGGGAGAUGGUAGGGAUUGGUGUGACAUUUAGGUACUUAGAUUGACAAAGCUUUACCCUUGUAUAAAUUUAGAUCAUUUGGGUUGACAUAUAGAGAGAUUUUUCAAGACUUUAUUUCAUUUUUUAUUUAGUCAUCUUUUUUACUUGUAAUCCCUGCUAGGGGUCACACAUUGUUCUAUAGCCACCCCUUUCUUGUUCCUUUUGGAAGGGCUAAAGGGUCGGGCCAGUCUUCCUUUUUUCUUGUUUAUAAGGUGUGCUCUUUUACUAAACUGAUCUCAAGUCUAUGAACAGGUAAGCUCUGACUGCCUUGACAACACAACCCACUCCCAGGGAGACCAAAAGCCUCCAUAAAUCUCAAGUUGGAGCCGGGCAGUGGUGGCGCACGCCUUUAAUCCCAGCACUCGGGAGGCAGAGGCAGGCGGAUCUCUGUGAGUUCAAGACCAGCCUGGUCUACAAGAGCUAGCUCCAGGACAGGCUCUAAAGCUGCAGAGAAACCCUGUCUUGAAAAAAACAAAGAAACAAACAAACAAAAAUCUCAAGUUGGAGAGUCCAACAUGAGGGGCCAAGCACAGUAGCUGACUGUUCAAAAUUAAAAACAAAGUAUUAGGGGUUUUUUUUGCAUAAUUUUUUUGCAAUAUGUAAUUUACACAAAAGUAAUGCUGCUGUCUCAUCUCACUUGCAUGCACUCGGAUGAUCUGGGCAUCCUCCUUUCUGGAUUAGGGUGGGGUGCUUCUCUGGGGAGGACAAGGGACUUCCUGUUAGCAACAACAAAAUGCGAAGUCUUCAACCACAUUGCAAAACUUUGGGGAUGCUUAUCCCAAAUCAGCUGCUGUCACCUUCACCAUUCCAGUUUUUAAAUCCUGAAUCAAAAGCACCAAAAAAAAAUUAUAUAUUUAUAAUUGAGAAAAAGAACAAAGUUGUCUCAGGGUUUUUUUUUCCAUGCACAUUUUGUCAAGAAAAGGUGUGAACACAGCUCCGUCAUUGUCCACCUAGAAUCAUUUGCAGUACAUGAAGGAAGGACCGUAUUCCUUGUACUCUUCCUUGCUGAACCAUUUCUGCUGGAAGGUAGACAGGAGGCCAUGGUGGAACAGCCCAUCCACAUGGAGUACUUGCACUUGGGGAGAAUGGUGUUGAUCUUCACGGUACUAGGAGCCAGAGCAGUGAUCUGUAUCCUGGUGUAAUCGAUGCCUGGGUACAUGGUGGUACCUACAGACAGCACUGCGUUGGCAUAGACGUCUUUGCUGUAUUGACAGCACACUUGAUGGUAGAUUUGAAGAUAAGUUCAUGGACACCACAAUAGUCCAUACCCAGAAAGGAAGGCUGGAAGAGCGCCUGGGGACAGCACAAUUGGUCCUUGCUCAUAGUGAUGACCUGGCUGUCGGGCAUAACUCUUCUCCAGGAAAAAGGAUGCAGCAGCAGCCAUGCCUUACUGGAAAUCCAGGGCAAAAUGGCACAAUUUCUUGAUAUUAGAUCAGUUUCCUGCUUGGCUAUGACGAGGUUGUAGCCAUGUUUAUUCUGGAACUUCAUGGGUAGUUCCUGUAGAUGGGCACUGGUGGGGGUGCGUGUGUGUAGUCCAUCAUGAAGAGUAGUUCCUGUAGAUGAGCAGUGUGUGUGUGUGUCCAUCAUGAGGCAGGUGAUACCAUUAGAGCUGUACAGACAGCACAGCCUUGGUGGCUGUGUGAAUGACUAGAGUGAUGAUCUUGAGCAUGAUCUGGGUCAUCUCUUCAUGACUGGUGUGGGGUUAAGGGAACCUUGGUAAGCAGCAAGUGCUCUUCCAGGGAGGGCCACACGUGGUUCAUUACAUAAGGUGUAGUGUCAUCUCUGUUAUCCAAGUUGGUGACAGUACCACUCUCCAUGAAUACCUCAGCAUCAGGAUGCUUUUGGUCUGGGCCUUGUUGCCCAUAUAGGAGUCCUACUGGCCCAUGCCCACCAUCACACCCCCAGUUUGGUGGUUAAAACACCAUAGAAGCAAGAGAAGCCUUGGUCGCAUCCUCGCCUAUGCAGCCAGCGUUGUACAUGCUGGGGCCCGUGUAGCAGUAUCUGCUUCCAUGGCAGAUGGUAGCAGGUUGAGACUCAGCAGCAGAGAGACUUGUGUGUGUCAGGUGAGUGUGGGUUCUGCAGAUCCUCUUCCCUUAUAAGCAGAGUUAUUUUCAGCCCCUUGGGUAUGAAAUACCUGUGAUAAUACCAGCAGCAAAAAACCCAAACACAAUUGUGUAGGUAGUUACCUACAAAUGGCUGGUUCCACCAACCCUUACUCCUGUCCUUGGUCAGAUUUGCCCUGGGAUCUUAUAUUACAUUGUAUGGGAAGGUUAAUGGACAAAGUGCUGGACUCCCAUGAAUUUCUCAUCUAAUAAUGCUGAGGUAUGCCUUUUUUCCUUUGUGGUUGAGACUGACAAAUUACUUCUCACAUCAACAAACUUAAUUUGUGUUUUUAGCACUGGGGAUUGAGUGCAAGGUCUCCAGAAUGCUAGGUAAGCACUCUGCGACUGAGCUCUGCUCCCAGCCCUGACAAGCUUUGUUUCCUAGUUCUUAAAUCCAUCUUAAGCCAUAUUUGUUUGAACGUCUAUCUCCUCAUUUAUGUAUUAACCUUGUAAAUUUUAUGAACCUGUAUAUUUUUUUACAUCUUAACUGAUGCUGUAUAAAAGAUUUUACUUUUACUAAGUUAGCCAAAGGAGCACUAAGGUUCUCUUGAUAUAACCCUGCCAGGCAGGCGGGAUAGCCUUGGUUAACUGCCUGGGAAAAGCAGUGCUGGCCUGUCUUGGGAUUAACCUUGUCGAUAUUUACAUUCCCCAUUUGUCCAAACAGUCAAACCUUGUCAUUCCUGGCUCUGAAAUGUGGUUAAUGACUCGAAGUAUACCUUGGAGCCAGGAAACUAUAGGCUGCCAGGGAUUUCUGUUCAGGGCUGGCUCCCUUUCAUGCAUUAGCCAGAAGCAGUCGCCUACUGGCCUGCAAGUUUUUCUUUUACUCAUCUGGUGAUGGAGUGAAUUCUCGUGGGAAGGCCUUUCAAUUCUGUAAUAUAGUGUUACCCUUCCUGCUGCCUCUGAAGCUCAAAAAUCUAGUCGGUUUUAGGACAGACUCGAGACAGUCCUUCUAGAUUCUUUGGACUGUCAAUUAAACUGGCACAAACUGGAUGAAUGAGAGGAAAAGCAAACUCCGUUGUCUAUGUGAACACAAUAGUCGUGCAAAAUCUGAGAGUCGGCCUCAGAAAACUGGUGCUUUGAUCACAUCCUGACCUACAGAAGAGGCCUUCUGGAAGACAAAACUAUGAUGAGUGUGGGUGGUCUCAGACGUCUGGGGAAGCCCUUUGAUACAUAAAACUGCCAAUGUGCAUUUCCUUUCAACUACUGCAUUAAAAAAAGGAAAGUCAGUCUCUCAGCUACUCCCGUGACUGCAGUUUCCCAAAAUAAUAACCAGCACAAUAUAUAGCAAAGACUAUGUUGGGGCGGCAUAUUCUAAUCUCAGACUUCCAAUCAUAUUUUCAGGUGGUAAGUUAACCCUCAAGAGAAUGAAGCCAUCCCCUUUGACCUCCAUCAGAUCUAAACACCUAGACAAAGAUAAGACUUGGAGAUGGUAUAAAGUGUACUGGGAGCAGUAAAUACUACUUUCUAAAAUUGUUUCUUUUUUAUCUUUUACACAGUAUUUUGCCUGCAUGUGUAUCUGUGUGAAGGUGUUGGAACACCUGGAGCUCAAGUUUAAAACAGUUGUAAGCUGCCAUGUGGGUGCUAAGAAUUGAAUCCAAGUCCUCUGGAAGAGCAGCCAGUGCUCUUAACCACUGAGCCAUCUCUCCAGCCCCCAAAUUUUUAAAAAAUAUAUGACCAUAUUUUAUGUGUGUGUUUUGUCUCCAUCUAUCUCUGCACCAUGUGCUUGUGGAGGCCAGAAAAGGGUGUGAGAGCCCCUGGAACUGGAGUUAGAAAUGGUUUGUACACCAUGUGUAGGUAUACUUAAAAAGUAUUAUUUAUUGUAGACUGAGACAUGACUCAAUGAUUAAGGGCAUUCCAACUGCUCUUCCAGAGAACCCAGGUUCUAUUUCCAGGACUCUGCAGUCAAAAGAUUCUCUUGGCAAGGCAUUAUUUUACCAUCUUACUAAGUGCCUGUUUAAGGAACAGUGAAAUUCCACAAUAUGAAUUUGCCUUCGUUCCUACAAGAUUGACAGGUGGAAACAGUGAGAAAAUGGGCCAUGUAUAUUUUAGAGUUACUUGCUGUCCUUGCAAGUGAACUAGAACAGACUGUUGUUUUAAAAGUUCUGUUAUCUAGAGUGUUCUGAUCUCUCCACACAUUUUUUGCAAGUAGAUCAAUGUUAGGUUCUUUUAUUCUGUUUUGCAGACUUAAAUCAUGAAUUCACAAUGAGAUGAAGCUAUAAUAAAAGAAGCUCAAAGAAGGGACAUGGAAGCCACAACAGUGUAGUAGAACUCAGACUUGGUAGCAUAGACACUGAGGGCAGUUCUGGUACCUGUGACUUCUGCCACCAGUCAUUCCAUGUUUACAAAAUGGUUAUGAUUCAUGACACUGAGGAGUACAUGAAACUCCAGUAAAUUCUCCUGUUUUGUUACUUAAAUUAUCACAGUUUUUCUCACAUUUUUACGAUUGUCUAAAGUCUAGGGGAAAGGGAAGACCGGCUAAGUGAUUGUAUUAAAAAUAAAUUGUAAGCUAA
Molecule: messenger RNA, 5726 nt
Organism: Arvicola amphibius (Eurasian water vole)
Lineage: Eukaryota; Metazoa; Chordata; Mammalia; Rodentia; Cricetidae
Gene: Grpel2
Product: GrpE like 2, mitochondrial
Exons: 4
Coding region: 57-731 (224 amino acids)
Biological process (GO): protein import into mitochondrial matrix; protein folding
Cellular component (GO): PAM complex, Tim23 associated import motor
Molecular function (GO): protein homodimerization activity; adenyl-nucleotide exchange factor activity; protein-folding chaperone binding
Source: RefSeq, a predicted model, not a curated record